Molecule: messenger RNA, 2268 nt
Organism: Eurytemora carolleeae
Lineage: Eukaryota; Metazoa; Arthropoda; Copepoda; Calanoida; Temoridae
Product: zinc finger protein 704
Biological process (GO): regulation of transcription by RNA polymerase II
Cellular component (GO): nucleus
Molecular function (GO): RNA polymerase II cis-regulatory region sequence-specific DNA binding; DNA-binding transcription factor activity
Source: RefSeq, a predicted model, not a curated record
UUACUAUCUUUCAACUUGUCGAACGAAGUAUCCGUAACUGCGCAAUAUUCAGCUCGAAAUACCGGGACCUUGUCCUUGAAACAUUAUUUGAAAUGCCAAUGCCGAGCCCUCUAGCUGAACCCCGGUAUUAACUCAAGUGUGUAUAGGCCUCUUUUAUAGUGUGUGGACAGUGUUCCACUUUUUGCGCAUUAAUAGUAUUUAGAGGAUUUUCUGUCGAGGGAGGAGGGUUGGAAAUCAGCUGAUUCUGACAAGUAGGUCACAGCAGCAGCCACAGUAUACAGGGAGCAAGUUUACUACCCUCACUGUGACGUCACCAUUCUAGCCUGGGUUCAUCAUAACAAAGAAAUCUAGAUUUUAAAGCGAAUUCAGUUUUUGUUGUUCUGCAGUGAUACGCGGAUAUAUGCGUAACAGUCUCGUUGACGCAACUGCGUAGCAAUGAAGUAGUAUACUAAAGAACGAGACAAGGGUGAAAAAAGAUUGAAAAUGUCCAGUAAUCGGAGAAUUCCUAAAAGGUAGAUCUAGCGGACCACGCUGACCUUCACAGCGAGGAGAGUUUCUAUUCAGAAGAUGAUAUUAUUGGAACAAGUUUCCAAUCAUUACUUCCUCGCAACACUAAGCUUAGUAAAGGUCAAGAUAUAUUUGUAACCCAGGGAGGUAGAGAAGUGAAAGGAGUUGUCAUUACACAUGAUACACAAGAGAAUUGUGUAGAGCUGCUGGGAGAGGGUGUUGGGACAAUCUUUAAACCCUUGGAGGAAAUCCGUCUCAUGGAAUCCAGAAAAUCCGCGAGACUUAUAAACUCAGAUACUGACUUUUCAAGGAUGGCAGAUUUAAACAUUUGUAAGGAGCGGCGAAAGCUGAAAGACGGACAAAAUCGACGACGACUUCACUCAAUGUCGUCUUUUCCCGACAAGAAAGACCUUCCCCGGAUGCGACCCAUCUCCGACACAGGUCCAAGUGCCAGUAUUGAUGUGCCUUUAUCUCGAAAGCGUCGAACGAGUGAGAGUCGCCUCGACAUGGAGAGUGGAUACAGCAGUGGGUGUAGUUCUAGCGGAUACAGUUCUAGUUUAUCGUCUUCCCUUCUCAAAUCCCGUGACGAUCUGAUCAACUCUUCCUUCCUUCGGUCCGGUGAAGAUAUACGAGAGUGUACGGCAGCUAUGGUUCUCAUGAACCUCUCUGUGAGUCCGAACGACCGUUGGACCAUUCCAUCACACUUUACACCCACCCUUCAGUCUUCUCCAGUAUCCUCUGAUAGUGCACUGGACGAGGAUGAACCUGUGAAGAAGGUUCAGAGAAGUAGUAUUGUGAUGCAUAAAUGCACCUGGAGAGGCUGUUCUCAUAUAACCAGAGAUCUGGACAAGAUUGAGACUCAUGUUCGAGGUCAUCUGGGGAGGCCGGAGCCAGGGCCGGAGGAUGAUCGAGAUUUCGAGGAAGAGUUUUAUUACACAGAGGUUGAUACAGAUCAGCAAGAUCUAAAUGAGAUUGAAAAUGACGAGAUAGAUAUCCUUGAUGCGCAUUUUAUUAUUGAUCAACAACCUUCAACAGCAACAACAACAGAAAUCCUGACUAACAGUACAAUACAAGGUUCACAAAGUACACCCGCCGUACCUCCCUCCCUUCUAGCGACCUCUGCCCCCUCUAACCUUGGCCUCCUCGGCUACGACCUCCAGAAGUCUAUAGCGGAGCACCUUGAUAUGGCCAAACCCUCCACAGCUCUUUAUCUGAUCUCCGGGCAGCCACUGAACCGACCUCAGCAGCCUCUACUGGACCCGGAGCAGGGUUGGAUGAAUAAGAGAUUGGUUUCUAUUGUUCCGAAACCUGCAGCAAACCCUUCCAAACCUUUUGUGUUCACCCCUCCAGGACAAUCUCCAGGACAAACUCCAGGAAAAAGUGACAGGAAAUGCAGAAAGCUGUUUGGUCUAGAGCAGAAGGAUCAAUGGUGUACACAGUGUAAAUGGAAGAAAGCUUGUGCUCGGUUUACAUAAUUCUAUACCGUAGACCAUCGUACUCUACCGUUAUGUACCGUACUGUUCUAUACUGUACAUGAAGGUACUGUACUACACUGUAAAGUUUACCGUACUGUUAGUUAAUGUACAGUAUUAUACCGUACCUUAAUGACAGUUAAUGUACUGUACUAUUCUGUACCUAACUGACAGUCACAGUGUACAGUACUUCAGUCUGGGGUAGAGAACUUAAUUGUACUGUACGGUAAACAGUACAGAAUACAAUGUACAUGAAUCAAAAUACUGCCUAAAAUACCUUUCUUUUUCA